Rhea pennata is the source of this 1305-nucleotide messenger RNA. It is a transcript of the gene TBXT, whose product is annotated as T-box transcription factor T. Gene Ontology annotation, molecular function: RNA polymerase II cis-regulatory region sequence-specific DNA binding; DNA-binding transcription factor activity, RNA polymerase II-specific. Bases 1 to 1305 code for a protein of 434 amino acids. The transcript is spliced from 8 exons. Gene Ontology annotation, biological process: somitogenesis; positive regulation of DNA-templated transcription; cell fate specification. Lineage: Eukaryota; Metazoa; Chordata; Aves; Rheiformes; Rheidae. The record is from RefSeq and is a predicted model, not a curated record. Gene Ontology annotation, cellular component: nucleus.
AUGAGCUCCCCCGGCACGGAGGGCGCGGGCAAGCCCCUGCAGUACCGCGUGGACCACCUGCUGAGCGCCGUGGAGAGCGAGCUGCAGGCGGGCAGCGAGAAGGGCGACCCCACGGAGCGCGAGCUGCGCGUCACGCUGGAGGACAACGAGCUGUGGCUGCGCUUCAAGGAGCUCACCAACGAGAUGAUCGUCACCAAAAACGGCAGGAGGAUGUUCCCGGUGCUGAAGGUGAGCGUGUCGGGCCUGGACCCCAACGCCAUGUACUCCUUCCUGCUGGACUUCGUGGCGGCCGACGGGCACCGCUGGAAGUACGUGAACGGCGAGUGGGUGCCGGGCGGGAAGCCGGAGCCGCAGGCGCCCAGCUGCGUCUACAUCCACCCCGACUCGCCCAACUUCGGCGCGCACUGGAUGAAGGCGCCCGUCUCCUUCAGCAAAGUCAAGCUCACCAACAAGCUCAACGGCGGCGGGCAGAUCAUGUUGAACUCCCUGCACAAGUAUGAGCCUAGGAUUCAUAUAGUGAGAGUUGGUGGCCCGCAGCGGAUGAUCACCAGCCAUUCCUUCCCAGAGACGCAGUUUAUAGCUGUGACAGCAUACCAGAACGAGGAGAUCACAGCUUUAAAAAUAAAAUACAAUCCAUUUGCAAAGGCAUUUCUUGAUGCAAAAGAAAGAAGUGAUCACAAAGACAUGAUGGAGGAAGUGGGAGACAACCAGCAGUCUGGGUAUUCGCAAUUAGGUAGUUGGCUUAUUCCUGGGACUGGGUCUCUGUGCCCGCCUGCAAAUCCUCACCCUCAGUUUGGAGCACCCCUGUCACUCUCCCCCGCUCACAGCUGUGAAAGGUACUCAUCGCUGAGGAAUCACCGGUCUGCCCCUUACCCCAAUCCCUACACCCAUAGAAACAACUCGCCAACCUAUGCCGAUAAUUCCUCUGCCUGCCUUUCCAUGCUCCAGUCCCAUGACAACUGGUCCAGCCUAGGAGUUCCCACACAUACGACUAUGCUGCCCAUGAGUCACAGCACUGGCACAGCCACCAGCUCCAGUCAAUAUCCUAACUUGUGGUCUGUGAGUAACAGCACCAUCACACCGGUGUCUCAGUCAAGUGGGAUGUCCAAUGGCCUGAGCUCCCAGUUUUUACGUGGCUCUCCAGCACACUACACUGCCCUUCCUCAUCCAGUCGCUACCGCCUCCUCUGCAUCCCCGCUGUAUGACGGCGGUGCAACUACAGACCUUCCGGACAGCCAGUACGAUGCCUCCGCGCAUGCUAGGCUAGCAUCCACGUGGACGCCUGUCACCCCACCUUCCAUGUAA